Messenger RNA from Dictyostelium purpureum, 840 nucleotides. RefSeq lists its product as uncharacterized. The record is from RefSeq and is a predicted model, not a curated record. Bases 1 to 840 code for a protein of 279 amino acids. The transcript has a single exon. NCBI's taxonomy places the organism in Eukaryota, Evosea, Eumycetozoa, Dictyosteliales, Dictyosteliaceae.
AUGCCAUUAUCAUUAACUUCAAGAAAAUCAUUAAAGGAUAACGAAGAAACCUUCAAGACCCACUUAGCCACUAUUGAAAAAGCUUUAGGUUCUCCAUUUGAAAUUGCUUUCGACUUUGAGGAUAUUAUUACCAAAUGUAAUGAUAAUUGGGUUACCAAUAGUUGUGGCUCCAUCUUUUAUAAGGAUGUUGUUGGCAAUUUAGCUAAAAACAUCGAUACCAAAGUUAGCAAGAACGAUUUGGUUAAGGAGGCAUUCUUAAAUGCAGUUCCAAAUAAGAAGUUUGUCUUUGUUGCAGCUGAUGAAAAGUUACCAUCUUAUUGGCAAUAUUCAUUUGUUGAUGGUAAUUGUGUAAUUUCAUUCCGUCCAAAGAUCUGUAAUACCAAUGAUGUAUUCACCGCUAAAUUAGAAACCCUUAUUCCAAGUGAAGGUGUUUACUCUUUAAUGACUCGUUUAAAUAUUAAAGAAAAUCAAGCUAAAAUGGAUGCUAACUUGGCUGCAGUUAAAAAAGCAAUGAAAUCAGAUGCUGAUUGGACCAUCGACCAAGCUUCAUUAGAAGCUGUUUACCCACAUGUUGCCGACGAUUUAAAGAACAGUUUUGGUCAUAUUUUUGCUGGUGUAGUCGAAAAAAUUGCAGCUAACCUUGCCAAACGUUGUUCCGAUGAAAUGAUUUUAGAAGCUGUUCAAGAAGCUACUGCUAAUCGUACUAUUGUUAUUAGACACAAUGCUACCCAAAGCGGUUACUGGUUAUGGUCAUUCGAAUCUGGUAAUUUAGUUAUUUCAUUCAAAUCAAUCACCAAUACAAAUGAUGUUCAAACCUUUGACUUUAUUAAAUUAUUAUAA